AUGGCCAAACGAAAGAGCAGUACUUGCCAACCAACAACAACAAGCAGUAGCAGAAGAACAUCCUCAAGAUUAGCCCAAAAGAAUGACCCAAACUAUCAAGCACCACUCUACCAGCCACUAGCAACUCAACCAACUCACAACUCAACCACCACCAACAACAAAAACAAGAACAACAAAAACAAAAACAAAAACACUCAACUGACUGAACAGAUGGACACACCCAACCAACACCAAGUCCCACUGGCAGAUCACAGCAGGGGCGACCAAGAACAACCCAAUCAGCUCUCAGAAAGCAAUAACCAGCCAGAGAGCAACAACAAUCAUCAGAUCACUGACAGCGAAAAUAAGAAAGACCUUCACAAUUUCACAGAGAUCGGUAUCUCUCCGAUGGACAUGAACAGCAAUCCGGCAGCCACUGAAACCCCAAUGGAGACCAAUCAAGAAAUCACUCCCCAGAAUAUAGAAACCCGCGAGAAGCACCCAGAAAACUACCACCAGUCAAAUUCCAACGGACAAGCUGACCAUCACCAGCCAGAUAUUCCUAAUCAGACCGAUACUCGGCCUGAUCAUAAUCAUGUUCAAGUAGCGAACAACGGACAAGAAAACACGGCUCUCGUCAAUCAACAAGAUACCAGCAUCAACAACCAAACGGAUGUCAACCAGGAUAAUGAUAAUAACAAUCAACAGUCGGACCGAGUAGCUUUUUCACCCUCACCCAGUCCGAUCCCGCAACGCCGUCCCAAACGGGCCCCGCCACGCUCCCCAUCCCCAACUCCACCAGCACCCGCCACACCAUCCCACAAGCGGGCCCCCUUCUCGCCCGAGUCCUCAGCAAGUCCGAUCCCCGUCAGAUCCUCCCGGCCACGCAAAGCUCCCCCGUCCAAGCUGGAAGAAGAAGAAGAAGACAAAAAACAGGAGUGCAUCGGCCGUAAUCGCUCGUCUGACUCUGCGUCGCGCGAACCCUCCCGUCCGCUUCAAUCCCCCUCUAAACGCGCCAGACAGACCUCCGGUUUGUCUGAUCAUACUACGCCUCUUUCUCCAAGACCGCAAGAUCCUAAAAUGGAGAACGAUAAUCCUUCGCCUCACAUCAAUCAACCUCAUCCUCCUCAAAAUAAACCCGUCCCUCCUAGACCUAGACCUAUUCGUGCCCAUCGGCCAAUCAAGAAAAUCCCCCCUCCAGCCGCCGCUAAUCGGAAUCCUAACGAUGACGAUGAAGGGGAUUUCUUUAACUUGUCGAGCCGUCAACCCCGUCAUUUCGUUUCCAAAACGCUCGGCUUGACUAAACAUUCACCAGCGCCGAGCAAACCAUCGACCUCGAAAUCGCCCACCCGAUCAAGUCUUGAUCCGCCAGCCCAGAAACUAAACCUCGUCGACCUCAGUGGCGAUGAAAACUCGAACGACGAUGGCGACGAUAGCGAUGAUAUGAGUGAGGACGAUUGUAAGAAUAAGAAACGUCUUUCGUCGAGGCCUCUUCCUACCUGGACUAGGGCUUCUCAAAUCCUUGCUGCCGAGAGUUUAUCAGCUGAAGAAAAUGAAGGAUCGAAUCAAGCGGAUGACCAAGCGAAACGAUCGCGAGAUGGCACGGAUCAAAAGCCACGAAACGGGGCCAAACGGGCAGAGAAGAGUCCAGCAAAGUCGAGAUCGCCUACGCCGCCUCCGGCGCCGGAUGAGCAAGUGAUCCGGAAGACGAUGAAAGCACUGUACCAGACGCUGACCCAACAAGGCCACGCGUCCUCGCUGCAGAAGCAGGCCGCCGAGGCCGCCCGAAAGGUCGAGGAGGCCCAGCUGAUCCAGACCUUAAACGGCUUGGACGACCCGACAAUCCCUGAUACUUACACCACCGUCAAUGCGCGUGGACUCAACGCUCACAGAGGCCCCAAUCGCGCCCCCGCUAAUCAUGCUCUUGGCACCCCCAUCACGUUCACUAUCAAUAUGGUCAUGGACCCUCGCUUCGCUGCCACCGCUACUCUACAGACUAAAGAGCAUUACGAACGCCCGAUCCAUUUCAUCAUGCAAUCGGGAGAACAGUUCGAUGUCGUCUACCAGAGAUUCCACGAGAUCACCGGACUGCCCGCUGACCAAUUGGUGGUCUCUUACGAUCACAUCAAAUUAUCGCCCUUCGUGACACCCGAAUCGGUUAGGAUCUAUGGCGGAAACACCGCUCUCAAAGUAUAUGAGAGUAGUGCUUGGGAAUAUGUGUCUGAUUUACGACGCCAUCGGGCCCAGAAACCAAGACAAGCAGACGAAGAAGAGGUUCUUCGGGAGGAGUUAAAGAACCUACCGAUCGGGAGUGAACGGGGGCGGAGCGAAGCGACGGAGGUUCCGAUGGAGGGGGCAGACGGGGGAGCCGAGCCGCAGGAGUCGGUCGUCGGACUGAUCAACUUGACCGUGCGCACCAAGGACAAACAGAAGGUCGAGCUGAGCGUCAAACCGUCCACCUCGAUCCGCUCCAUCCUCAAAAACUCCCUCAUCCAUCUCAACUUCCUUCACCCUUCUCCUGACCCUACUAAAUUCAAAAUCUCCUUCGAUGGCGAGGACCUUCCCUUCUCUUCGAUCGUCUCCGACCAUGAUCUCGAUCAUGAUGAUGUCCUGGAUUUGACGGUCCUUUGAUCCUCUUGUUUUCUCUUUCUUCUGUUCUUCUGUUCUUCUUCUUCUUCUUUUUUGGGCGCCAAAAACAUCGCCUUCUUUCUCUACCUCUCUCUCUUCCCUCCACCCACCAAUACCAACACCAAUCCAAAAUGUUGAUCAAUGUGGACAUCCCAUCCAUCCAACCAAUACUCAGAAUUUGUACAUACAUAUAUACAUAUAUUCUACAUGCAUGAGGUUGUGCAGUCGGAUCAGCAUGCUAGAUUUGUGCUUCCAUGUCUCUGCUACAUAAUCUUUGUUUUUGUUGCUCUUCUUUGUUCUCUAUCAAUGAAGUCAUCACAUGUCUUUUUUCUUCUCGUUGGGGGCUGAAAACAGAACUGGGUUGAGUCUUAUAAGGAAAGCCUGGAUCUUGC
Molecule: messenger RNA, 2999 nt
Organism: Puccinia graminis f. sp. tritici CRL 75-36-700-3
Lineage: Eukaryota; Fungi; Basidiomycota; Pucciniomycetes; Pucciniales; Pucciniaceae
Exons: 7
Coding region: 1-2610 (869 amino acids)
Source: RefSeq, a predicted model, not a curated record